Molecule: messenger RNA, 1368 nt
Organism: Thermothielavioides terrestris NRRL 8126
Lineage: Eukaryota; Fungi; Ascomycota; Sordariomycetes; Sordariales; Chaetomiaceae
Exons: 4
Coding region: 87-1274 (395 amino acids)
Molecular function (GO): protein binding
Source: RefSeq, a predicted model, not a curated record
UCGAGCCUGGCCCUCCCUGGUCCUGCCCCGCCCCGCAAUCCAACCGACCUAGCGCUCGCUCUUUCAGCCGCGUCGCCGCAGCCGUGAUGGUCGGACUCCGCGAGAAACUGAGGAGGUGGCAUGAUUCCGAGGACGACGGCGGGGCUGGUGCCCUCGCGGGCCACUCGACGCCCGAGUUCACCUUCAUCCGCACCGACACCCACACUGCCGAGGUGAUCCAUCCUCCAAGCGCCGACGGCCACCUGGAUGCCGGCAGCCACUUCCUGUCGGCCGAGCCCAGGUCCGAUUCCAGGCCGCGCCGCAGCCUCGACGUCUUCCGGAGCAGCCGGAGCCGGAGCGCCUCGGUGUCGAGCAACCACAGCUCCGGCCACAAGCGCCUCUCGGAACGCCUGCACCUGAGCCGCAGCCCCCCCAGCUCCGAGAACGUGCCCCAGGACCUGCCAGAGAUUGUCGUGCCCGAGGGCGGCGAGGAGGACAAGGAUGGCACCGAGUCGCAGUGGGAGAAGCGCGCCACCAUCCUGGCCCGCGAGAACGAGAAGCACCGGAGCCGCCCGGGCACCCCCGUCCACGGCUCGUCUCCGCCCGCGCUUUCCGGGCUGCGGUUGGACGGCCGGGCCAGCGAGGACUUGGCGCCCCCGCUAGGCAAGGCUGUGUCCUCCAAGGAGAUCGACGCAGACAUUCAAGAGGCCAUCAGGCUGCAUGAGGAGGGGCGUCUGGAGGAGUCCACCGCGAUCUUUGGCCGGUUGGCCGACCCCAAGGGCGCCAACAACCCGCUGAGCCAGGUCCUGUAUGGUCUCGCUCUGAGGCACGGUUGGGGCUGCAAGCCCGACACGGCUGCGGCCGUGAGCUACCUCUCGGCGGCGGCGUCCAAUGCCGCCGACAUCGAGCAGCUUGCCCUGCAGGCGGGGCUCAAGAAAGGAGGUGCGGCUAAGGGCGAGCUGGUUCUGGCCAUCUUCGAAUUGGCCAAUUGCUUCCGCCACGGAUGGGGCAUUCCCAAGGAUCCAGUUGCGGCCAAGCAGGUGGGUUGCCUGUCUUGCUCUACUGGCGACGGAGAGCGGUGGUCGUGCGUGGAGGGGAUAUUGUGGUCCGUUGCGCUGACGGGGAAACCGCAGUACUACGAGACAGCCGCCAAUCUUGGAGACACCGAUGCCAUGAACGAGGUAGCGUGGUGCUAUCUGGAAGGAUUCGGCACGAAGAAAGACAAGUACGCAGCCGCCAAGUACUACCGUCUGGCAGAGAAGAACGGGAACAAAAUCCUUGGCAACUCUUGGUAAGCCUGCCUCUUUCCUUACCAUUCGUUUCCUUUCUCCACGCCUCGGUCUCAGACACCACCCCCGCGAAGGGGUAAACCCCUUCCCAAACUGUCGG